Microthlaspi erraticum is the source of this 3123-nucleotide messenger RNA. NCBI's taxonomy places the organism in Eukaryota, Viridiplantae, Streptophyta, Magnoliopsida, Brassicales, Brassicaceae. The record is from the annotation of a GenBank genome assembly.
AUGGCUUCUUCUUCCUCCUCUUCUUCUACGCCUCGCACCUGGAGACACCACGUCUUCACGAGCUUCCACGGCCCCGACGUCCUUAAAGCCUUUCUCGCUCACUUACACAAACAGUUUAACUACAAUGGAAUUUCCAUGUUCGAUGAUCAAGGGGUCGAAAGAAGCCAAACCAUGAAACCUGCUCUCACGCAAGCGAUCAAAGAAUCGAGGAUCUCGAUCGUCGUGCUCUCUAAGAACUAUGCUUCUUCCAGCUGCUGUUUGGAUGAGUUGGUGGAGAUUUUCGAGUGCAAGGAAGAUGAACAAACAGUGAUGACAAUCUUCUAUGGAGUAGAUCCACGUGAUGUGCGGAAACAAACCGGAGAGUUUGGGAAAGUUUUCAAGAAAACUUGUGCUGUUAAAACAGUGGAGCAGAGGCAAAAAUGGAGCCAGGCUUUGAACGCUGCGGGCAACAUUGCCGGAGAACACGUCUUCAACUGGGACAGCGAAGCAAAGAUGAUUGAAAAGAUUGCUAGAGAUGUUUCAAACAAAAUAAAUGUUACACUCUCUAGUGACUUCCAAGACAUGGUGGGGAUUGAAGCACACUUGCAAAAGAUGCAGUCUUUGUUAGAUUUUAAAAAUGAGAGUGAAGCUAUGAUUGUUGGAAUCUAUGGUCCUUUAGGCAUUGGUAAGACUACAAUCGCUAGAGCUUUACAUAGCCGAUUUUCUAGCAGUUUCCCUCUUAGCUAUUUUAUGGAGAAUCUUAGCGGAAUCUAUAAUAGCAAUCGUGAUCUUGACGAUUAUGGAUUAAAGAUGCUAUUAGAAAAGCAGCUUCUUUCAAAUGUUUUAAAGGAAGAUUGUAUAAGGAUAGAAGAUUUAGGUGCUAUACAUCGAGGGCUAUAUGACAAAAAAGUUCUUAUCAUUCUUGAUGAUGUGGACGAUCUGCAGCAACUAAAGGCUUUGGCUAAAAAGACUAAUUGGUUUGGUCCUGGAAGUAGGAUUAUUAUAACCACGGAAGAUAAAGAGCUUUUGGAGAAACAUGGUAUAGAAAUUACAUACCAUGUGGAGUUUCCAAAUGACGAAGAAGCUCGUCAGAUAUUUUGUAGAUAUGCUUUUAACCAGAGCUCUGCACUGGAAGGUUUUGACGAGCUUGUGGAAAGAGUAAGAAAGCUUUGCAGCAACCUCCCGAUGGGUCUCCGUGUCAUGGGCUCAUCUUUACGCAGAAAGAAAGAAGAAGACUGGGAAUAUAUAUUACAUAGGCUAGAGAAUAGCCUUAGUCCAAAGAUGGAGGGAGUGCUUAGGGUCGGAUACAAAACUUUAGACGAGGACGAGAAGUUUCUGUUUCUACUCAUUGCGUUCUUCUUCAACUACGAAACCGAGGAUCAUGUGAUGGCCAUGCUCGCUGACAAUAUCUUGGAUUAUAGACCUGUGUUGAAAGCACUCGCCGAUAAAUCUCUCGUACAAAUAACCACCAAAGGUCAAGUCGUGGUGCACAAGUUACUACAACAAGUGGGUAGAGAAGCGGUUAAAAGCGAAGAGCCUUGGAAGCACCAAUUCUUAACUGAUGCUCAUGAGAUUUGUGAUGUCCUCGAAACUGAAUCUGGUGAUAAAAGUGUGACGGGUAUAUCUUUUGAUACAUCCACAAUCCCAUAUGUGGUGUAUAUAAGCAAAAGUGCCUUUAAGAAAAUGAGUAAUCUUCGGUUUCUCAGCAUUUACCGGACAAAAUCUGGUACAAAAGAUAGAGUUCAUGUACCAGAGGACAUGGAGUUCCCACCUCGGCUAAGGUUAUUACACUGGGAGGCAUACCCUAGGAAGUGUCUUCCUCGUACAUUAAUGCCGGAAUAUCUUGUGGAACUCGAUAUGCGAGACAACAAGCUAGAGAAACUUUGGGAUGGUGUCCAGGCCCUUGCAAACCUGAAGAAGAUGGAUUUGUCCUGGUCCUUGGAUUUGAAGGAACUACCGGAUCUUUCAAAGGCCACAAGUCUGGAGAGAAUGGAACUGAGUUAUUGCGAGAGUUUGGUAGAGCUUCCUUCUUCUAUUGGAGAGCUUCCUAAGCUAAAGUUUUUGAGGAUGGACUUAUGUAGCGAGCUACAGUUUGUUCCGACUCUCUUCAACUCGGCAGCUCUUGCAAAGGCUGACAUGUUGGGUUGCCGGAAGCUGAGAAAAAUUCCAGAUUUUCCCAGGAACAUCACAAGGCUCGUAGUUACAGACACAAUGUUCCAAGAACUGCCUGAGUCAAUUAGCCACUGGUCUCUCCUUCGGUCUCUCUAUAUAUGGGGCAGUGUCAAUCCAUAUCCAAUCCGGACAGAACCACGUCUAGAGGGAAGUGGCGAAGACAUUGAGAGACUUCCAUAUUGGAUCAAAGAUCUGCAUGGGUUGAGAUCCCUAUCCAUAGGUGGCUGUCCAAAACUUACAUCACUGCCAGAGCUCCCUCCUAAGCUCAAAACACUAAAUGUGGACAACUGUGAGUCACUGGAGACACUAAUGCCUUUCUCUUCUGACUCUUGGACUACGUCUGUUCAGUUCGCCAACUGCUUCAGAUUAGGUCGAGAAGCAAGGAGAAUAAUCACCCAGCAAUCAUAUCAAGCAUUCUUACCAGGAAUAACAAUGCAUGCAGAGUUCAAUCACCGAGCUCUUGGAAAUUCCUUGACCAUCCGUUCACGUUUCAGAAGAUUUAGGGUUUGCCUUGUGGUUUCCCCUAAACCGCGGACCAAACUAGGUUUCCAUGGUGUGUUUUGUCGCAUACGCAUAAACGGUCGACCAGCUGACUUUAGCACAAACGGGAUCGGUUUCUCCCAUGUCGGAGCCAAGCAUCUAUAUAUAUUUCCGUAUCAAAUCUUUGGCAAAGACAAAGAAGGAUGGCUUGAAGACAACGAGAUAUCGUUCAAAUUCGUCACCUCAUCACAGGACGUGGACGUCAUUGAGUGUGGCGUACGGAUCUUGACAAGCAAAACCGGAUGGACCUAUGAAUCUUGCAGUUCAGAGCAAGUGUGUGAGGACAACGACCACGAAAGCCUCUCUGAUGGGAGCACUGAGGGGUUUGAUGAGAGCAACGAGUUUGAUGAGCCAAGAGUUAAGUUCUUUGACUGUUUUACUAUUUUUCUUUCUCUAAUUUUUCUUUUCUUGAGUAUUAUCCUCAUGCUAUAG